AUGCUCAUGCCUCGUGAGGGCGGGCGGGAUGAGGCUCAGAAGCUGCACAGAAAAUGGAUGAAACACCAGGCCUUCAUGGCCGAACUGGCUCGCAACAAAGAAUGGCUGGCCAAAAUCGAACAGGAGGGUAAGGAGUUGAUCGAGGAGCAGCCAGAGCUUAGGCCUGUAGUACACCAGAAGCUGAAGGAGAUGAGGGAAUGCUGGACACAUCUGGAGAGCACCACUAAGGCCAAAGCUCGCCAGCUGUUCGAGACACAGAACCACAGAACCACAGAUGUUCCAUCGCACAGCCUCUCCGAUCUGGACCAGCACCUCAGCUUGCUCCAGGACGAGCCACCACAAUCCUCGCACUCGACACACACCAGCCCCUCGGCCAGCGCCGCCAUCCUGAACCCUCGAACCACAUUUAGCCAGCAGCUGCAAAGGAUACAGUCAAUGGAGGCUCAGAUGCAUCUCUAUCCUGGUUUGGUGCAGCUGAAGUCUGAUAUUAGUGGACAGAGUGAUGUCGAUGGAGCUGACAUGUUGCACCGCGGACCAAUGGGUAUGGAGGUCCAGGGCUCAGGGGGUGUGGCUGAGACGCGGAUUGUGCGCCUGAUUGAGCCACUGAAAGAAAGGAGGCGGAUCCUUCUGGCCUCCAAAGAAAUGCACCAAGUCACGCAGGACCUGGAAGAUGAGAUCGUGUGGAUUCAGGAGAGAUUACCGUUGGCCUCCUCGACGGAAUAUGGCACCAACAUGCAGAGCGUUCAGCAGCUUGUUCAAAACCACGAGGCUUUGCAGAUGGAGAUGCAGGCCAGAAAGGGGCGUGUCGAGGAGGUGCUGGAGAGGGCCGACGCAGUCGCCGCCCUUCGCACUCCCGAGGUGGAGAUCAUCAGAGAGGGAGCGAUGCACGUCAGGCAGCUGUGGGAGGUGCUCCAGGUGGAGGCAGAGCGUCGUACGGUGAUGCUGGAUGCAGUAAGCCAUGCCCAGCAAUACUACACGGAGGCAGCGAAGGCGGAGUCGUGGCUCAGUGGGCAAAAGCUUCAUGUUCUCAAUGAAGAGAAUGGCAACGAUGAAGCGAGCACGCUAAGGCUGCUGAAAGAGCAGUUGGCUUUAGAGCAGAAGGUGGAGAAUUACGCCGACACCGUGGGCUUCCUGUCUCAGCAGUGCCGCCGUAUGUUGGAGCUGGGACACCCUGACAGUGAACAGAUCACUAAGCAGCAGGCGCACAUCGACCGGCUCUACGUCUCCCUGAAGGACCUGGUGGAGCAGAAGAAGACCAAGCUGGAGCAGCAGUACUGGCUCUACCAGCUGAAGAAGGAGGUGGAGGCUCUGGAGAAGUGGAUCUCUGAGAGAGAGGCUGUAGCCAGCUCCACUGAGCUCGGCCAGGAUCUGGAGCACGUCACGGUGCUGCAGGAGAGGUUCACCAAGUUUCGCGCUGAAACAAACACCGCAGGUCAGAGGCAGAUGGACUCAGUGAACAAGAUGGUGAACGAGAUGAUCGACUGUGGCCACGCAGAUGCUGCCACCAUCGCUGAGUGGAAGGACGGCCUGAACGAGUCGUGGGCUGACCUGCAGGAGCUGAUGGAGACCAGAGCACAGAUGCUCGCUGCCUCACACCAGCUCCACAAGUUCUUCACAGACUGCCAGGAGGUACUGGUGCAGAUUGAGGGGAAGAUGAGGCAGUUACCAGAGGUGCGUUCGUGUCAGGUGAGCACUGCCAACCCCGGCACACUACAGAGACUACUGCACUCCUUUGAACACUCUCUGCAGCUGCUUGUCUCACAGGUGCGUCAGCUGCAAGAGAAUGCGUCUCAGCUUCGUGCAAUCUACGCUGGUGAGAAAUCCGACGCUAUCUUGGUCCGUGAGCAAGAAGUGAUGCGUGCGUGGAAGGAGCUCCUUGUGGCGUGCGAGGGCAGCCGCGUGCAGGUUACCACGGUGACGGACAAAAUCCAGUUCUUUGCCAUCGUCCGUGAGCUCAGCAUGUGGACAGACGGGAUCAUGGGACAAAUCGGUCCGUUUGAGGAUGCACGGGACAUGUCCACUCUGGAGUGUAUGAUCUCCCAGCACCAAAACCUGAAGAGUAAAAUGGAGAGCAAAAGCAAGAGUUUUAUGCACUGUGUGGAGAUGGGAAAGAUGCUGCUUGCAGCACACAAUCCUGCAGCUGAGGAGGUAAAGGAGAAGUUGGACUAUGUGAUGGCAAAGCAGAAAGAUCUGAAUGAUAAGUGGGAGCAGCACUGGGAGAAACUCCAGCGCAUGCAGCAGCGGAUACAGUCUGCACAAACGAGCAAGGCCGAAGGGACGUGGCACACGAUGAAGGAGUCGCUGAGCAGCAGUGGUGAGGCAGAGGGCGGGGCUGAUGAGGUGCAGCAGCUGAUUCGCCGACAUGAAGCGUUUCGUAAGGCGGCGUCUACGUGGAAGGAGCAUUUCAGCUCCUUACGACAGGCAGAGAAAUUGAAAGAAGAGCAAAGCAAGCAGUCCACCACCUCAUCUCUCCUCAACAGACAGAUGUUUCCUCUGUCCUGCCUUGUACCCAGCUCUUCCUCGUCCUCCUCUUCAUCAUCUCUUUUCCGGAGCCCUCUGCAGGACAUGCUCCUUGAGGCCAAAUCCGGUCCAGACCUUACACAUACCCCACACGCUUUUGCCCAGAAGCUCGGAUCUGCCCUAAAUCCUUAUGCUCCUGUCAUGAAUGGCUCUCUCUACCACAGGCUCAAUCAACAAACUGGGACGUUGGGCACAAACAGCUCCAGUCAAACCAGGUUAAACCAACAGGGUGUUUUGGGGGUGGACAGCUCGAGUUAUAGUGGCCUGAACCAAGUAGGCAUGUUAGGUUCAGACAGCUCCAGCUACACCGGAUUAAACCAACAAGGUGUCACAGGAGCCAAUGGCCUGAACCCCCUUAGUGCUAUGGGUGUGACUGAACCCAAAACCGCGUUUCCCUGGCAGCAGCUCAAAGCUGACUUAGAGCCCACGAUCAACCACAUGCACAAGGCUGGAGGUCCUCUGCUGGAGGCCCACACUGGGCAUCUGGUCCCAGUGGGUGUGCCAGUGGGUACCGAGGCAUCCUUAGAGCUGCUCCAUGGACGGUUGCAGAGGGACCCUCGCGGCAGCCGCUCAGACCCCCAGAUGGACCAUCUGCGCAGGGAGAGGGAGUACCGGCUUGGACGCCACACCUCCAGUGAGCAGGAGAUCCAGGCGCGGCUCAACGAGCUGCCCAUGAUUGUGCGCCAGGAGAGGCACCAGCGGCGCAGACUAGAGCGCCAGUCUUCCAGCGAGCAUGAGGGCGGCAGCAGCAGGCACAGACUUCAGAGACAGGAUUCCAGUGACCAGGAGUCAGGGAAAGAAGGGUCAGACAAGAAGCAGUCAGGGGACAAACGCUCCGCAAUGGCUGAGAUUGUUGAACAGGUGCAGGAGAGAGAAGCAUGCAAUGCGAGGGGAGAGUUGUAUCGUCCUCCCAGCAGUCUCUCCGCCCCUGUCUCACGUCUCGACCGGCCUCGAGCUCGUGAUCGACCAAAACCACGCCGACGGCCACGUCCCAAAGAACCCGAGGAGACGCGGCGGUCACGGUCAGCACCAGCUCAGAGUGCGCCAAGCACGCCGCAGCCACCCACACAUACCGUUCAUGAGGAGGGCUUCCUGUACCGUAAACAUGAAGAGGAGGGCAAAGACAAGAGUCCCAAAAGGUCGUGGGUGAACCUGUACUGCGUACUCAACAAGGGCGAGAUCACCUUCUACAAGGACCCCAGGAACAUGACGACCACAUACAACGACGAGCCGCUCCUCAACCUCGCCAUCUGUACCUUCGACACCACCAACGGCUACAAGAAGAAGAAGAAUGUCUUCAUCCUGAGGAGUGAAACCGACGGGAAUUAUAUCUUCUUGGCCAAAGACGAGGAAGACCUGAAGCGUUGGGUGAACAGCAUAAACACCAGCCUGAGUGAGAUUGAGGAGAUCGCCAAGUGGGAGAAGCCCACCACCUCCUCCACCGACCCCGACAAAUCAGAACGCAAAGAGCGCUCCGAGGGGGCGGAGCCGUCGGAGAAGUCGGAGAAGUCGGAGCGCUCAGAUCAAUCGGACAAGCGAGAGGGGGAGAAAAGCUCCGAAAGCUCAGAAAAGAGGGACACGUUGGAGAAGGAGAGGAUGGAGCGACGAGGGAGGGAGAGAGGAGAGAAGGAGAGGGGAGAAAAAAGAGAGAGAGGAGAAAGAGGAGACCAAGAGAGGGAGAAGGAGAAGGAGAGGGGAGAUCGGAGUUCCAGAGGUUCGAGCACCUCGGGGAAAAGUAAAUGAUCCACUCAGCCCAUCCAUCCAUCCAUCCAUCCAUCCGUCUGUCCAUCCAUCCCUCCAUCCAUUCAUCUUUCCAAGAAGAACGAGCUCUUUUAGUUCUCCGUCAUCCCGAUGACACGCUGGUGAGGUUUUCCUGUGAACGUAGCAUCCAAAGAGAGCGUCUGCAAAAGCGUAGGAAUGAGUCUUGUCCUAAAAUUAGUAAACAAAGACAAAAACGUCCCCAUGAUAUCUGAAAAGCCUU
Messenger RNA from Neoarius graeffei (lesser salmon catfish), 4501 nucleotides. It is a transcript of the gene sptbn4a, whose product is annotated as spectrin, beta, non-erythrocytic 4a. The record is from RefSeq and is a predicted model, not a curated record. Gene Ontology annotation, molecular function: phospholipid binding; actin filament binding. Gene Ontology annotation, cellular component: cell junction; cortical actin cytoskeleton; cell projection. The coding region runs from base 1 to 4263 and encodes 1420 amino acids. The transcript has 19 exons. Lineage: Eukaryota; Metazoa; Chordata; Actinopteri; Siluriformes; Ariidae. Gene Ontology annotation, biological process: actin cytoskeleton organization.